Messenger RNA from Bursaphelenchus okinawaensis, 825 nucleotides. NCBI's taxonomy places the organism in Eukaryota, Metazoa, Nematoda, Chromadorea, Rhabditida, Aphelenchoididae. The record is from the annotation of a GenBank genome assembly.
AUGUCUUAUGAACUGGUAAGUAGUACAUUUUGUGAUCGUUAUAAUGUUGAAAAUUUAGGGUUUGAACUCUCUGUACAGCGUCAAAGGUAUUACAUUGAUGGACAACGAUGGAAACCGGAUUUUAGCUAAAGUAAGUUGUACUUUUUUAGAGUUUAACUUUGCGUUUAGUAUUACGACAAGGAAUUAUUCCCAACACAGAAGGAAGAGCACAAGUUUGAGAAGAAUUUGUUCCAGAAGACCCACAAAGCUAACUGUAAGUUAUGGAGGUUACUUAUGGAUGUGUAAUUAGUAAAAAGAUAAGGUUUAUUGUAUUUUCUAUGUUUUAUUAUAAAAGGUUAUAAACACUCGCAAUCUUAUGAUAUUUUAGCUGAGAUUAUUCUGUUGGACGGUCUAAUCUGUGUCUACCGCUCUAAUGUUGAUGUAUUCUUCUACGUUAUCGGCAGUCAUCAAGAGAACGAACUGAUUCUUGUUGCCGUUCUGAACGCGUUGUACGAUGCCUUUUCGACUGUGUUGAGAAGAAACGUUGAGAAGAAGACCAUCUUGGACAACAUGGACUUGUCGAUGCUGAUUCUGGAUGAGACCUGUGAUGACGGUGUAGUUCUGGAGACAGAUGCUCAAGCUAUUGUUAGCCGAUGUGCUUUGAAACCAGAUGAUCUUGCUUUUGGAGAUCAAUCUAUUAGUCAGGUUGGAAUGUCGGUAAGUAAUUUGCAUCUUACAAUACAUUUCUGAAAGAAUUUGCUUUUUUAUUACCUAAAAUUUUAAUAUUUUUAUUUUCAGCUCCUCGGAUCUGCUAAGGACCAACUCAAGUGGUCGCUUCUCAAAUAA